Messenger RNA from Colletotrichum graminicola M1.001, 1257 nucleotides. RefSeq names its product glycosyl hydrolase family 10. Lineage: Eukaryota; Fungi; Ascomycota; Sordariomycetes; Glomerellales; Glomerellaceae. The record is from RefSeq and is a predicted model, not a curated record. Gene Ontology annotation, biological process: carbohydrate metabolic process. The coding region runs from base 1 to 1257 and encodes 418 amino acids. Gene Ontology annotation, molecular function: hydrolase activity, hydrolyzing O-glycosyl compounds; cellulose binding. Gene Ontology annotation, cellular component: extracellular region. The transcript is spliced from 4 exons.
AUGCACGCCAAGGCUCUCAUUGCGGUCUUCCUGGGCCCCGGCCUCGUCUCGGCCCAGCUCAACACUCUUGCUGUCCGCGCUGGCCUAAAGUACUUUGGAACUGCCGUCGGCGAAGGCCAGGUCAACGAUGCCACUUACAGAGCCGUUGUGAACAACAAAAACGAGUUCGGCUCCCUGGUUCCCGAGAACGGGCAAAAGUGGCAGGGCACUGAGCCUAGCCGCGGCUCGUUUUCUUUUAGUAAUGCAGACAUUGUUCCCAACAUCGCCAAGGCAAACGGCCAGAUUCUGCGGUGUCACACUUUAACAUGGCACUCUCAACUGCCAAACUGGGUUUCUAGUGGACAGUGGACCGCCGCUACCCUGACGUCCGUCAUUGAGACUCACAUCUCAAAUGUCAUGAAGCAUUACUUGGGCCAAUGCUACGCCUGGGAUGUUGUCAAUGAGGCCGCCGACGACGACGGCAGCUGGCGCACGAGUGUCUUCUACAACGUGCUCGGCACCAGUUUUCUCCCUAUCUCCUUCAGAGCUGCUAAGGCUGCAGAUCCUAACACGAAGCUGCAAUCUCUUACAUCAACUAGGUACUACAACGACUACAACCUAGAGUACAACGGGGCCAAGACCAACCGCGUUUAUGAGGCCGUCACAAUUGUCCAGAAUGCUGGUGCGCCUAUCGACGGUGUCGGUUUCCAGGGUCAUCUGAUUGUCGGCUCGACCCCGAGCCGCAGCGCCCUCGCGACCGUCCUCCGUCGCUUCACCGCACUCAACCUCGAGGUCGCUUACACCGAGCUCGACAUCCGGCACUCCAGCAUCCCAGCCUCCUCGUCUGCCCAGGCAACCCAGGGCAACGACUACGUCAACGUCGUUGGCUCGUGCCUCGAUGUCGACGGUUGCGUCGGCGUUACCAUCUGGGGCUUCACGGACAAGUACAGCUGGAUCCCCGGGACCUUCCCCGGCACGGGCGACGCCCUUCUCUGGGACUCGAACUACAACAAGAAGCCGGCCUACACCUCCGUCUCCUCCCUGCUCGCCGCCGCGGCGACCAGUGGUACCCCUCCGCCCCCCGCCACCACUACCGCCCCGGGCCCUGGUAUCACCACCACCGCCCCCGCUCCCGGCCCUACGACCUCCGCCCCUGGCGGCGGCCCUCAGUCUCCAAAGUACGGCCAGUGCGGUGGUCAGGGCUGGUCCGGUCCUUUCGCUUGCGUCUCCGGCACCACCUGCACCUUUGUCAACACGUGGUACAGCCAAUGUUUGUAG